UGGUGUCUAGGCAAGAGAUAACAAUAAAUAAAACGAAAUAGGAAUAUAAAUAAAAAGCUUAAAGACAAACAAAUGAGCUCCCUCUUUCGCAGCCUCAACCAUUUUUCCACAAAACGUGAAAAUGUCAUUAAGGAGGCGCUGAUAAAUACACUGAACGAGAAUGCGAGAGAAAUUGAGUUUGAAGUUAAGCAAAAAGGACUUGAAGUCAUUGGACUGUGCGAACAGACGAGUGCUUUGUGCACCACUUUAGAGGCUUUGUUUCUGCACGGCUUGAAAGACUCGUUCCUGUGGGCCACCAUCAAUGUGAUAGCUGGAGAUGUGGAGCGACGACCGGAGCCGAGCUUUUGGUCACCGGCCAUGGUGUUCAUGCACAAGCAGGUGAUCGAGCAAAUCCAGCGGCUGAGCCAGAUAACCUCCGAGACGGGCCAGUGUCGGGCGUGGGUGCGACAGUCUCUCAACGAUUCCGUAUUCUCGUCGUAUUUAAAUAAUAUGCGCAAGAAUGGCUCAGCCCUGCGUCCGUACUAUAAGAAAGAUGCGCUGCUCAAGGACAGCGAGGGCCUGGAGACGGCAGCCAAGAUUAUGGAGAGUCUGGAGGCAUAUGUGACGUUCGAUUUGCCUGUGAACUCAAGCCUGCUCAAUCAAUGGCCCGACUAUGCGCUACAGCUAUCCGAUCUAUGGACACCGGCACUCAAAUCCUGUCCAAUAAGUAGCGGCGUUGAUGUGGCCAGCUCCUUGGCUACUGAAAUCGUGGCCAUUCCGACGCCACAGCCGCUGCACACGAACGAGCUCUUCUCGGAGUCCAUUUCGAACAGUCCAUUCAGUCGCGGAGGUCAGUUUGGGAAUGCGGAUCUCAACCAACACGAGAUGCUGGAUCUAUUUAUGCAAAAGGUUGACGAACUGGAUAUUAUAAACGAAGAGCAGACAAACAGUUCGGGAGAGACAAAGAAAGAUCAUGAAGAGUCCACUGAUGUCGAGCAAGCCGAGUCGAGUGGUGGAGGUGGUCCGCGGAUUCGAAAGCGUUCCAUGCGUCUCAUUGAAGAACCCUUCUCUGAGCUGCCGCAGGGCAGCAAUUCGCUGACAAAUCUCAUGCAAACCUCGUGGUCCGCCGAUCUGGAUGCCCAUUCGCCCACAGAAGAGACCGGAGCGCGCUUCUUUCAGCGCUCGGUUAGCAUGAGCAGCACGACCAGCCUGCGCACACCCACAGCGGAUCGCUGCAGCUACAAUGCGCUGCUACGCAAGCACGAGAGCAAUCGCGAAGAUGGCUCCGGCUGGUCGCAGAUCUGGGAGAAGUUUCGCGCUAAUCCCUCCACCCUGAACUUGGCGCAGCAGCAGACAUCGCAACGAGAACUUGAUUCGAAUGCAACAGAUGAUAUGAGUGAACUGCAAUCAAUCGAUACCAACUCGGAAUUUGAGCUGCUCAACUCGAAUUUCGAAAUGGGCGAGCUGCAGCAAAUGGUUGCUCAGCUCUGUCAGCUGCCACGCGAGCCCGGACUGAAUGCACAGGGCUUUCUGUGCAAGGGCUGCCAGCACCCGCUGGGCAUUGGCGACAACAAUUUCCAAGUGUGUGCCUUUAGUGGCAAUUACUAUUGCAACAUCUGCAUGGAGCCGGAGCCUCAACUCAUUCCAGCACGCAUCGUCUACAACUGGGACUUUCGCAAGUAUGCCGUCAGCAAGCGGGCAGCACUCUUUCUGGCCGAGUUUCGGGCACAGCCCUUCCUCGACAUGCAGCUACUCAAUCCGAGCAUUUACUAUGCCUCCGAUGCCAUGGCUGAGCUGCAGUCCCUGCGCAUUCGCUUGAACUUUAUACGUGCCUAUCUCUAUACCUGCGCGCCGAGCAGCCUGAAGCUGCUGCAAAACCAUUUCGCUGGCCGGGAGUAUCUCUACGAGCACAUACAUCAGUAUUCCAUAGCAGAUCUGGCAUUGAUACAGCGUGGCGCGCUUUGCCAGCAGCUGCAGAAGGCCUUUAAGAUGGGCGAGGCGCACGUCCUCAAGUGCCGGCUCUGCCAGCUGAAGGGCUUCAUCUGCGAAAUCUGCCAGAGUCCGCGUGUGCUCUAUCCCUUUCACAUUGCCACCACAUUUCGGUGCGUCACAUGUGGUGCUGUAUUCCAUGCCGAAUGCCUGAACGAGCAUCAGCCGUGCCCCAAGUGCGAACGUCGACGUCUACGCGAGGAUCAGCCGCUGCAGGAGGCUGUCGAAGAUCUAAAGCUCAAGCAUAGCUCAGGCGCAGCUUAGAUUGCCAUUUAGUUUAUAGCCAACAAAGUGCGAUUGUUCAUUGUUUACGGAAUUUAAUUCUAUUUUGUAUUUACACUAUGUCUAAGCUUGUUAUAGUUCGGUUGGCUAAUCAGCAGAUGCUUUUAGCCAAUUCAUGUUAUUCUCACUAUUUUGUAAAUAACCGCUUGCAGCUAAUAUAUACUCCAGAAAACAAACUGCAUUUAAAAAUGAAAUUCAUGUUGAAAUUAACAUAU
Molecule: messenger RNA, 2465 nt
Organism: Drosophila arizonae
Lineage: Eukaryota; Metazoa; Arthropoda; Insecta; Diptera; Drosophilidae
Gene: Plekhm1
Product: Pleckstrin homology and RUN domain containing M1
Source: RefSeq, a predicted model, not a curated record